AGUCACUGUUUGAGACUCUAAGUGUUAAGUUGUGGCAAGGCAAUCAAAAGCGUUGAUUUUUUUUCUUUUCAUUUUUAUUUAAAAAAAUCAACUUCUUGUCUCAAUUAAAAAAUUCUAAUUAAUCAGUUGGUUGUGUGCCAGUAUCAAGGUGUUCAGUGACUUGUAGAAAUAAAUACAUAUUAAAAGAAAAAGGCUGACAAUAGCGAAAGUGAAAACGAAUCGAAAGAAGAAAAGUUCUACUUAAUUAUAUAUCUUCAUCGUCAAAAUGUCAAGUAUAGAUAAAGAAAAUCAACAAGGGAAUCAACCGCCAGUGAUUCUUCCAAUUGGAGUGAAUCCAGAGAAGGCUGCUAAUGUCAAUGAUUUCAAUUCAACCUCGAAGUUAACACCUUAUGUGUAUGACGAUUCUUACAACCCUUUUGAACAUCGACAGAUUGAAAAACCUAACACCACUCUCGGAGCAUUACUUCAUUUACUUAAAAGUUCACUGGGAACUGGGAUUCUUGCAAUGCCUAAUGCAUUCAGUAAUGCCGGACUUCUGUUUGGAUCGUUGAUGACAGUAAUUGUCGGUUUUCUUUGUGGACACUGUGUUUGGAUUUUGGUUUCAGUAUCACAUAAAAUCUGUCGAAUAUCUAAAACGCCUGUACUUGAUUUUGCCGGAACAGCAGAGAAAGUUUUUGAGUAUGGACCGCCAUGGGCAAAGCGAUGCUCAAAAUUUGCAGGACAUACAGUUGAUUAUGCUUUAAUGGCGACAUAUUAUUCAGCUGGAUGUGUUUACAUUGUAUUCAUUGCAAAUACCUUCCACGAUGUUUGUAAUGCUCUAUUUGGAUGGAACUUGAGUGUGAGAACAUACAUUUUACUUGUUCUCAUACCAGUAUAUUUCAUGGGACAGAUAAGGUCGCUUAAAUUCCUCGUUCCUUUCUCAGGAACAGCGAAUGUAUUCAUCGUUGCAGCAUUUGGAAUUGUUUUAUUUUAUAUUUUCAAGGAACCGCUGAAUUUUGAGGAUAAGCCUUUAAUUGUGUCGUGGACGAAAUGGCCCGUCUUCUUCAGCACGGUUAUAUUCGCUAUGGAAGGCAUUGGCGUAGUUAUGCCAGUUGAAAAUUCUAUGGAAAAGCCAAAGGAGUUCUUGGGCUAUCCCAGCGUUCUUAUAAUUGCAAUGGUCAUAGUUACUGUGCUUUAUAGUGUCAUCGGUUUUCUUGGAUAUGUACGGUUUGGUAGUGAGAUUCGUGGCAGCGUCACUCUCAACCUUGAUCCCGAUGAAUGGACUGCUGUUAUCGGUCAAGUGUUUAUUGGCUUCGCAAUUCUCUUUACAUUCGGCCUUCAAUUUUACAUUCCCAUGGAAAUUUUAUUAAAAAAAUUACAAAACAGACUUGGCAAGAAUCGCAAUGUUUCCGAAACCAUUUUAAGAUCAUUCGUCAUGGUGGUGAUGGGUGGCAUAUCAGUGGCUGUUCCUAAUCUUGAACCUUUCAUAAGUUUAGUUGGUGCUGUAUUCUUUGGAACUUUGGGUAUUUUUAUUCCGGCUUUAGUAGAAAUCGUCUUCCUUCAAACCAACGAAAAUUUUGGUAAAUUCAACUGGAAAUUGUGGAAAAAUCUUUUUCUAAUGCUUUUCGCAUUGAUUGCGAUGUUCUCUGGAGCCUUUGUCAGCAUUAGAGAUAUCAUAGAAAUAUAUACAGGUCACGAUGAAGAGGCGAAAUUUUCAAGCUCAAGAGCUUUUUAAAACAUUUUCAAGCUUUUUUAUUUAGAGACAGUUUUUCGUUGUUUUUUCCUUUCAUUUUUAUAAAGAUUAAGAAUUAGUUUUAGAAGAUAAAAAUAGAAAUUCAUAAAGCAUUUCUUUUUAAUUGUUUUUAAUUCCAUAUAUAAAAUGUAUCGUUUUUAAACAUGAAAAAUCUGAUCCAUUAAAUGGAGUGAAUUCCGUCUUGUUUUGUGUUUUUAACACAAUAAAUGCUGUGAUUUUAAAAAUCAUUUGCACUAGGGAUAUGUUUGUGUAAUGAAUCAUAGAACAAAAUUUUAACACUAAAAUUACAAUUUCUGCCAAGAAUUUUUUUUAAUAGAUAGGCAAAUGAAAACAUAAAGACAAUCAAGAAUUAUAAAAAAUUGUAAAAGUACAACCUUUGCUUCAAAAUUGAAAGGUUGAUAGCAAGGCUGAUUUUUUUAAUGUCAAAAAGUAAAUUUAAUCAUUGAAUAUCUAAUUUAAUGUUUUUUUUUACUCAUAUGACAAAGCAGGAAUUUCUAGUAAAAAUAAAUUUUAAAAAGUGUUUUACAGAAAAUUAAUGUCGCUAAUAAAAUAUAUUUAAAUAAACAUUCCUAAUUAUUAAA
Molecule: messenger RNA, 2313 nt
Organism: Clunio marinus
Lineage: Eukaryota; Metazoa; Arthropoda; Insecta; Diptera; Chironomidae
Source: the annotation of a GenBank genome assembly